AUCUAAAAUGAAAAAGAGUAAAGCGUUCCGAUUUUCUGCAAAGAAGAAAGAAAAGGAUGAAAAGAAAGAAAAAGAACCGAAAAAAGAUGAAAGAGAUAAAGAAAAAAAGAAAGACGAUAAAGAAGGGAAAAAAUUAAAAUUGAAAACGAAGAAGAAAUCAAAGCAUUUACAUGUACACGAGGAGCCAACAAAGGAAGCUGCUAUGGAAGUUGAGAAGCCCAUAUUUGGUGUUCCACUUGCGGUUGCUGUGGAGAGGAACCGUAGCCAUGAUGGUAUAGAGCUGCCAGCUCUAUUUAGAGACUGUGUAGAUUAUAUAGAGGAGCAUGGCCUCCUGUGUGAGGGUAUAUACAGGAUAUCUGGUGUGAAGUCUAAGGUUCAGAUGCUGAAGGACUGUUAUAACAGACAGAACCCUGUAUACCUGGAGGAACAUGAACCUAACAUUGUAGCGAGCUUACUAAAGACAUUCCUACGUGAACUCCCUGAGCCUGUCCUCACCACCAGUCUGAUGCCAAAGUUUGAGGAAGCUUCAGUUAUAAAGAAUGAGCGUCGUCGCCUGGAACAGUUCAGUAAACUGGUAUCUGAUCUCCCUACAUGUAAUAGACUCCUCCUAUCCUGGGUCAUAGUUCACAUGAUGCAUGUCAUAGAGCGGCAAAAGGAGAAUAAGAUGACACUACAGAACGUCUCCAUCGUCCUCAGUCCCACCAUGCAGAUUAGUCAUCGAGUUCUCAAUGUCCUCUUUUCUCUUGCUAAACAACUCUUCAAGGAUGUGCAACUCAAACGGUAUAAACCUCCUUUGCGCCCGACAACAUCAAAAUGGUCGCUGGAACUCCCUGACAACCCUGCUGGUCUGGAAGAAGAGCUAGCUAAACAAGAGUCACUUCUGAAUGCCCUUCACCAAGAGGUCGCUGGGGUCAAGGAUGCAGACAAAGAGGAACAACUCUGGGAGGUACAACGUGUUGUCACAGAACUGAAAAGAAAGAUCAAAUUUGCCAAGAAAGCUGUAGAUUCUGAGAAGAGAAGACGAGAAAAAGAAGAGUUCAGAAGAUCUCACACUGAAAAUGAUGACAUGGUUUUAAGACUGGAACUGAGGGAGGCUCCUGUAAAGAAACAAGCCCCACUUCCUCCAAAUGGUGACACAACCAAUGAAAAUCCUCCAUCUGUUGAAUCAGCCAGUGAAACGGCUCAUGUACCUAAGGGAGAAAUCCAGAUUUGUCCAUCACCGCCUACAGCAGAGAAAACUACCAAUAAAAAAGGAGAAAACCAGGAAAAAGAUGGACAAACUGUGGUCAGUGAUGAGUCUGGUGCCACAUUAGAGAGCGGAGCCCCACAGGAUACCAAACCUAAGGAAGAGGAGGAGGAAGGCGAUGGCUGUGUUACACCAGUCAAUGUUAUUGAUACACCACAAACAGAUACAGGUGUGACUGCAACACAGGAGAGUAACACCAAGGGAGACAACUUUCCUUCAGUUUCUGCAGAGGUUGAACAUCAUGAAGAUGAAGAUACUUUUGAACAACAAGUAGAAGACAUUUUAGAACGGGAAAAGGGAGAAACGGAUAAAGGUUCCAGUGAUGAAGAAAUGACAUCAUUAAAACAAACAAGUGACAUUGUUAAAACUUCUGAGGUCUCAGGUCAUGAGGGCACUGUUGGUAAUGUUGAGGAUCAGAAUAAAAUAGAUUCAAGGGAUGGAGAUCAAAAGGUCUCCGACGCUGAUGUUGAUGACACAGGUAUGGAGGAUUCAGGUGUACUGACCCCAACAAUGCACGAAGAAAAAGAUAUGGAAGUAGAAGAUGACAAAAGUAAAGGUGUGAUAACGAGGACAGGUGAGGAUGUCCUGGAGGAGAAUAGAACAAUGACUGAACCUAUUACUGCAACAAAGACUCGGGAAGAGAUUGAAAGAGAGGCUGCUGCUCUAGAGGAGGAAAUCAUAAACCGAUGUAAAGAGGAUGUUGCAGAAUUUGAACAACCAAGGGAGGUAAUCCUUUUGGAAGAGGAUGUUCUAAGUGAAGAAGAUGAGGAGAUUAUCAAGUUACAGGAACAGGACACAGCCCUGAGACUGGAGGAGGAGGAGCUGCUGGCUAUAGAGAGUGAAUUGAGGAAAAAGAUUGAGACGGAGCGAGGUGAGAUUGAACGUCUUGACCAGGAGAUCACAGAGUUACAAUACCUAAGACACGACUCCGAUCUCGAGGAUAUGUCUUCUAGCUCUGACAGUAGUUAUGAGAGUGAGGAUGAAGAGGACCUACAAGAAAUACUCAAUCAGCUCAUCACAGAAAACGAAGAGCUUGAGAAGCAAAAUUCAAAAAUGUGUUCCCAAAUUCAUGAAGAAAGAAUGAUUUGUCUUGAGGUCAAAGUUCAAAUUGGGAUGAUUCAACAGAAACAGCUGGAGAGUUCUAUGGGAAGUGAAUCUCUUCUGGAGAGAGAUCUGCUGUUAUUUUAAACUCAUGCUAAACUGUAGUAUUCCUGUAUAUGUGGACCAGUUUGGUGUUGGAUCACUUUGGAUGACAGAUAAAACUGACAUUAAAUAACACGACCAGCAUCUGAAUCAGGAAAAUUAGUUUAAGAUUUCAGUCCUGGUCAUUUUUUAGUUUCUAGCAGUGACUGGUCAGACCACAUUUAUCUGUUAAUGAUGGAGGUUAUUAGUAUGCUUCCUGGCCAGCCUGGAGAAAAAUAAUUCAAGGACCUGUUAUUAAACCUCAAUGUGACAUAAAAUGUUUCAGGAGUAAGAAAACAUACAGUAUGUAGAGGAGACAUGUAUGUUACUCAAUCACAGAUAUCUGUUUAGGUUUAAUCCUGUGUCUGGUUACAAACCCACCUGUAGGCACAUAAAUAGUACCAUAUUGUUUUUUAAUAACCAUACCCACCUAAUUUGCAUUAGAGGUUUUCCAAUACAACAUCUAUUUGGUUUCUUGCGUAUUUCUUCUUAGCAAAUAAUGAACUGAAUUCUACAAGUGGUACAUUUUACAUAAAACUUGAACUAAAGUUUUUUCUGAAAUAACUUUAACAAAACCUGAAAUCCUCAGGAGGGAUAGAUGUUUUACUGGAAAAGCACUUAAAUGAUGUAUUAAAUUUCUUAGUUUAUUACAGGAUAAAUCCAGCUGAAUAUUUCCUGAUAUGAAAACUUUGUUAAUUAAUUUAAAAUCUGGCUGAAGAGAUGCUGUUACAUGAAAUAAUAAUAACAACAGAAUGAUCACAUGGACACCAGGAAUACAGAAUAUGUUUAAAAUACUUAGUUAAUUCAGGUAGUAAUGCUCAAGGGUACAAGCCACUGAGAAUUACACAUACUUGUCUCACGUUGAUUGUGUCUAGAUCUUGCCUAUCUGCCGCAUUUAAUGAGAUACAAGAAUUUGUCCAUGUCUUUCUCAUGUCUUCAUCAGGGAUCUAACCCUGGACCUCUGCUUACAAUCAACAAGUUUUAUGUUCUACAGACUAGGCUGUUACAGAACUGAUUUCAUUAUUUUCAAUAUUAUUACCCAUCUGAACCCCCAAACAGAUUGAAAUAGUCACAUGAUAACAAUAGCUUCUUAAUUCUUGAUCCAGAGGUAGGGGGUACUUCAUGUACUGUACACCCCCUUGUGUCUAUAGAAUUCAAUAGUUAAAAUGCAAGAGACAGGUUUUGUGCCAUAUGUCACAUCACAACAGUCUAGAGUUCCAAACAGGGGAGAUAAAUUCCCAUGUUUUCAUUACAUUAUCCUAUAUACCAGAUGCUUCUGGUAUAACUUUGUGCAAUAAAAGUUAUCAUGAAUGCUAUUUUUGAUAGUUUGGUGCGGUCAUUAAGCUUAACGCAAUACAGAUGUAAGACCUAAUAACCCAAUACAGACGUAAGACCUAAUAACCCAAUACAGACAUAAGACCUAAUAACCCAAUACAGAUGUAAGACCUAAUAACCCAAUACAGAUGUAAGACCCAAUAACCCAAUACAGAUGUAAGACCCAAUAACCCAAUACAGACGUAAGACCUAAUAACCCAAUACAG
Molecule: messenger RNA, 3969 nt
Organism: Ylistrum balloti
Lineage: Eukaryota; Metazoa; Mollusca; Bivalvia; Pectinida; Pectinidae
Product: ralA-binding protein 1-like
Exons: 13
Coding region: 8-2434 (808 amino acids)
Biological process (GO): small GTPase-mediated signal transduction
Molecular function (GO): small GTPase binding; GTPase activator activity
Source: RefSeq, a predicted model, not a curated record